Molecule: messenger RNA, 1099 nt
Organism: Fundulus heteroclitus (mummichog)
Lineage: Eukaryota; Metazoa; Chordata; Actinopteri; Cyprinodontiformes; Fundulidae
Gene: prkar1b
Product: protein kinase, cAMP-dependent, regulatory, type I, beta
Biological process (GO): regulation of protein phosphorylation
Cellular component (GO): cAMP-dependent protein kinase complex
Molecular function (GO): cAMP-dependent protein kinase regulator activity
Source: RefSeq, a predicted model, not a curated record
GCUCGUUGCGCCAGCUGAUUGUGAGUGCGAGAGAGCCAGACAGAGGGCAGAAAGCAAGCGACACAGAGUUUUGCUGCAGCAGCGUUGAAGAGUCGAGCUCUUUUUCUUUUUUUUUUUUCUUUUUUUUUUUUGCUGUGAUCGGUGUUUUUUAUCGUCGUGGCGACCGGAGACUCUCCUCCGUUCUUCAUCUCUUCAGCUCGCACCCGGCCAGGGAUUGUUGCUGCUUGAAUGUGCUUUUAACGGGAAGAUGCUGAUGCACUGUGGCAUGCGUGUCAGGUGUGACUGAGAUGGAAAUCCAAGUGUGCUGAUUCCUGUGAAUGCGCCGUGAGCCUUGAUGCUGCUGGGGGACAUGCAGCAGGCCUGACCAGGGGCCCUACAUGCAAUGGAAGAAUGCAAGCAGAUUAUGGCACGGCAGAAAUCUAACAGCCAGUCAGACUCUCAUGACGAUGAGGUCUCUCCUCCUCCUCCGAACCCGGUCGUCAAGGCCCGCCGCCGCAGGGGAGGAGUCAGCGCAGAAGUGUACACCGAGGAGGAUGCUGUCAGCUACGUACGCAAGGUGAUUCCGAAGGACUACAAGACCAUGACUGCCUUGGCUAAGGCCAUAUCGAAGAAUGUGCUGUUUGCUCACCUAGAUGACAACGAGAGAAGUGACAUAUUUGAUGCCAUGUUCCCUGUCACCCACAUUGCAGGGGAAACAGUCAUCCAGCAAGGUGAUGAAGGAGACAACUUCUAUGUGAUUGACCAAGGUGAAGUGGACGUGUACGUGAAUGGCGAGCUGGUGACCAAUAUCGGAGAGGGGGGAAGUUUCGGCGAGCUGGCCCUGAUCUAUGGGACGCCAAGAGCUGCCACCGUCAAGGCCAAGACUGAUCUUAAGCUGUGGGGCAUUGACAGGGACAGCUACCGCCGCAUCCUCAUGGGCAGUACUCUGAGAAAGAGAAAGAUGUACGAAGAGUUCCUUAGCAAGGUCUCCAUCCUUGAGUCUUUGGAUAAGUGGGAGCGCCUGACGGUGGCUGAUGCUCUGGAGCCCGUCCAGUUCGAGGAUGGGGAGAAGAUCGUGGUGCAGGGAGAGCCUGGAGACGACUUCUUCAUUAUCACAGAG